GCUGGGUGCAGUGGGCGCUUGUCAAACUCUAUUGUCAUUUUCCUUCACGUAUACACGGUUAGCGUUGAACGAGUUAUUUACCUUUUUCUCACGAAAAUCGCCAUUUUUGGGCGAUGAAAGGUAUUGUAUUGCAAAAUAUCACAGAUUACAGUGAUAUUGGUACUAUAAGUUCUGGUUUAAAAGUGCUCAAAUGAUGGUAAAGAGGGUGAAAAUAAUGUGUGGAAAAGAUAGGCAUUGAUGUGAUAUGUGUUUUGAAACAGUCAUAAGGUGUACAAUGAGUCAGAGGGAGAUUGGAGCAAUUUCCCCAUGGUCUCAUCGAUGAUGGAUUUUCUUGUACCUUCAUAUACCUGUUCCUCGAAUAAAAUUGUGUAUGGCAGUGUCAAUAAACUCGAAGCCCCUGCUCUUUACAGUGUAAAAGACAUUAAUGGUGUGUAAAAACGCAUUACACAUGCCUUUUUUCUCGUCAUCCACUUCGCAAUGUGCCAAGUGGAUUAUUGCUUCCUACUUUUGUGUGAAAUACUGAGCUAUCCAUCGUCUCGUUUAAAGAGCAGUAAGUCGGGAAUUAUCAAAAGGCAUAAAAGAACAUGAUUCAUUGUAAGAUCAAAAACUAUUUCGACAAUCGUAUAUCUUGAAAGUACGAAGACAUUUUUUAAACAAUGGCAAGUACUAGCGAAAGUGGACGGGCUUCAAAUAUAAGUGUCACAAGCAUUAACUGUGAACAAGAUGACAUCCAACAAAGUGCUCUUGAGGUUGCGACAGCGAAUCAGGGAAAUAUUUCAGGAAGUGUACUGACAACAAGAGCCACUACCCCAAACCAUUUUUACGGUGGUGGUGGAAGUAUUCGGAUUUCUGUACCCAAAAUGGAAGAGUCUGAUGAGUCUGAUAAUGAAUUGCUAACAAUUGAGGAGAGUGCUAAAGUGAAUAUGAGGAGCAAAAGUGAAAGCAAUAAUUCCAAGACUGCCCCCAGGCCAAUGUCGUGGGAAGGUGAACUAUCCGAGCAUGAGGAUGUAAUGGAUGUGGAUAAUGUGACUGGCAAUGGGGAUGGGUCAAAAUUAGCUGAAUAUCCAGGAAUUGAUAAAUUUAAUCAUCCAGUUAUAAAAGUAGAGCAGCGAGAUUUGGAAACUAAAGAGGAAAAGGCACCAGAAGAAGCAAUUUCUCUCACAGCUAAAGUCUCUAAUGAGACCACUAAUGCAACUGCGAUAGAUUCUACUUCAAAGCACAUAAUUCAAAAUGAUGUGGUUAAUUUGAAAGUGGAAUCUAAUUUACCAGAAUUCAAUUCAUCUGUGCAGGCACCUCUUUUAGUGCGUUCAAAAACUACCCUUUUACCUGCAAAUCCCAGUCCUGACUCAGCAAUACACUCAGUGUACACACAUAGCUCUCCAAGCCAAUCACCUCUUACGUCGCGACAUAAUAUAUAUACACCUUCCUUGAGUCGCAAUAACAGUGAUGCUUCACACAGUAGUUGCUAUUCUUAUAGUUCAGAAUUCAGCCCAACACACUCCCCCAUUCAAGGACGUCAUAGCAUGUAUGGUAGCGUAGCUCUCAAUGGUUCACCUUUGCAUCAUUCUGUGCUCUAUAGACCAACAGUAUAUUCCGUUGAUGCGGAAUCUACAGCAAAUAGGGCAUGUUUUGAUGAUUCCACGACACUGGAGAGUGAGACAUUACCAUCAGCCGGAAUAUCAAGGCAACAGCUCAUCAAUAGUCCUUGUCCCAUUUGUGGUGACAAGAUCUCUGGAUUCCACUACGGAAUUUUUUCCUGUGAAUCAUGCAAGGGUUUCUUUAAGCGAACCGUUCAGAAUAGGAAAAAUUAUGUUUGUGUCCGAGGAUCAGCAUGUCCAGUUACAAUUGCGACGAGAAAAAAGUGUCCAGCGUGUCGAUUUGAGAAGUGCCUUCAGCGCGGCAUGAAACUUGAAGCAAUUCGGGAAGACAGAACACGUGGUGGUAGAUCCACAUAUCAAUGUUCGUUUACACUUCCGGGUUCUAUGCUUUCGCCAUCCGUAAUAUCAUCAUCGGAUUCUUCGGGAUGUCAUCAAAACUACCGGAUGAACGUGCCACCACUGAAAGUUGAAUCAUGCGAGAGUGGCCCAAUGAGUGGUUCUAAGCCACGUAUACCAUCACUUUUACAGGAAAUUAUGGAUGUAGAAUAUCUUUGGCAGUACAACGAAUCUGAACUGCUAAGACUUAACCAGCCACCAGCAGUGACUGGUAGUGUACCGAAUGGAACACAAGCAACGAAUCCUCUGCUCGCUAGUGCUGGAUUAUCACAAUCGGACAACUCAAAUCCCGAUUUAAUCGCAAAUUUAUGCAAUAUAGCCGACCACAGGCUCUACAAGAUUGUAAAAUGGUGCAAGAGUCUUCCCUUGUUCAAAAACAUUUCGAUCGAUGAUCAAAUUUGUCUCCUAAUUAAUUCAUGGUGCGAAUUGCUUCUGUUUUCGUGUUGCUUCCGAUCUAUUUCGACUCCAGGCGAGAUUCGAAUAUCACAAGGGAAAUCUGUAACCUUGGCUCAGUCACGAUCUAGUGGACUUCAGGCAUGUGUUGAAAGAAUGUUGAAUUUGACUGAUCAUUUGAGGCGCCUUCGUGUUGAUCGCUAUGAAUAUGUGGCAAUGAAAGUCAUAGUUUUACUGCAAUCAGACACAUCAGAAUUGAAGGAACCUGAAAAAGUGCGCACAAGUCAAGAGAAAGCCCUUCAGGCACUUCAGGCUUACACAUUAGCUCAUUAUCCUGAAUCACCUGCUAAAUUUGGAGAGCUUUUGCUACGAAUUCCUGAAUUGCAACGGACUUGCCAGGUCGGUAAGGAAAUGUUAACAAUAAAAUCAAAGGAUGGUGAUGAAUUUGAUCUACUUAUGGAGUUAUUGCGAGGUGAGCAUUGACGAAAUUUUCAGUGGCGGCAGAUUCUGUACUAUCAAAUAGAUUACAUAAAAAUAUUUAUAUUAUGCCGAGAUAUAAAAAAAAAUGUGUCUUCAUUUACUGACAUUUAAAAAAUGUUUUGAAGGUAUAAUCAAUGCAGUGUUUCGUGGAAGAAAAAAAAAUUACUUUUUUUAUAAUUAAAAACCGUGCUAAUAGAAUUCAUAAAGAAUUUAUGUAAUAUUUUAGUAGUACAUAUUAUGACACAGUUAAUUUUUCUUAAAAAAAAUUAUAUGUAGAACAAUUAAAUAUGUAUGUGAGAUGUAAUGGUAUAAUCUGUCAAAUUAGCAUUAUAUGUAAUUAAUAUAUCAUUUUUAAGAAAGAAAAAGUAUAAUAUUUGUGAAGAAAUUUGAAAACUUUUUCUUAAACAAGAGAAAACAAUUUAUUUUUUAUAAGAAAUUUUUAGUAAUUACAUAAAACUUGAAAAUAUUUUUUAAGGAUAUUAAUGACGUAAAAAUGUGCCUUUGAGAAUAACUUUGUAUGUAAUGUAUGGUAAAUUGCAUCACAGAGAAAUAAUUCUCGUUAAUUUGAUGUUUAAGUGGUAUGAUUUUUACGCUUUAUCGUGAAGUCGUUUUUGACAUUCAUUCACAUAAAAUAAGUAUGAAAAUUCAGUAAGAAAAAGUACUGUAAAUCGGUGAAUAGUAAUUAAGCAUAGAUUAUGUUACUAUUUUUUUAUCUUUCUCAGUUUAAAUAACAAAAUUAAAUUGAUUUUUUUUAUUUUUCUGUGGUCUUACGAUUUUUAAAGUAUAUUUAAACAUAUUUAGAAUGUGUGACAUCUGAAAAUCAAAUCUUUAGCUGCAUUUUCCCAUUUUCUGGGAACAGAUCUGUGAUCUUUUAAUUAAAUGGAAAUACAAAAAAGAGCGAUAUAUUGAAUAUUCACUCUUGACUAAAAAUGAACUUCUUUUUAAUUUAAGAGUAAUUUUUGUCUUAGCAGAAUAAUAAGUAAUUUCAAAAUUAGAUUUAAUUAAAUUUGUCAAGCGUAUGAAUAGUGAUUGCUUCAAUAUUUUGCAAUUUAUUUAAACGACACGGUUAAGGUCUAUGUAAAUUGAUAUUCGAAAAUGAUAUUCGAGAUUUCAGAGCAACACGAUAGGGACCAAAAAUAUUCGUGGAAAUCUCGAAAAUUGUCUUAGCUAUUAAAAAAACACAAUCAUUUUUGAGUGUUCAUUUGCAUGGAAGUUAAUUGAUAAGAAAGGCUGCUAUAUAAAAAUCAAUACAUAUAUUUUUAUAUUAAUUGAUAACGUAACAUUAAUAAUAUUUUUAAAGAUGUAAGGUGUAUUUUUUUUUAAUUUUCUUUUGAACUAUUUCAAUGUGAAAAAAUUAAAAUUUAUUGUUUUAUUUAUAAUAAGAAAACUUUUCAUGAUGUGCCCUGAGAUUGUUUUAUCUUUUAGAUUCAAUGGAGUUCAUGUUAAAAAAGACUAAAGUAAAAGAAAAUGUGAGCCUUCCAAACUCAUAAAUUCACUUAAAAAGCUCAGUAUUAGAGUGAUAAGUAAAAAAGAGCAAUUAUUUUAUAUUAACAAUAAAAGAGAGAAUUUGCAUUCAUAAUAAGACAAUUUACAUAUUGCAAAAUAAACAUUUAUUAAAUUUAUGAACAGUA
Phlebotomus papatasi is the source of this 4498-nucleotide messenger RNA. RefSeq names its product nuclear hormone receptor FTZ-F1 beta (gene Hr39). The transcript has 8 exons. Gene Ontology annotation, molecular function: zinc ion binding; RNA polymerase II cis-regulatory region sequence-specific DNA binding; nuclear receptor activity. Gene Ontology annotation, biological process: tissue development; regulation of transcription by RNA polymerase II; hormone-mediated signaling pathway. The record is from RefSeq and is a predicted model, not a curated record. The coding region runs from base 657 to 2870 and encodes 737 amino acids. Gene Ontology annotation, cellular component: RNA polymerase II transcription regulator complex. Lineage: Eukaryota; Metazoa; Arthropoda; Insecta; Diptera; Psychodidae.